AUGGCGGUGCAAAAUCAUCACGCCACUGGAAGGGGAUCUCUUUUCCGCGUUGUGCCAGUCACACUCCAUGGGAAGAAAAAUUCGAUUACUACUUUCGCGUUCCUAGACGAUGGCUCGUCGAUAACGCUGAUUGAUGAAUCUAUUGCUGAUUCUCUCGGUGUGAAUGGCAAAUCUGAAAGCUUGUGUCUGUCCUGGACGGGAAACGUGACUCGGUCGGAAGAACAUUCUAAGCGAGUGAGGUUAGAUAUUUCCGGUAUCUCCCAAGAGAAGAAGUUUGUACUUUCUGAUGUCCGCACGGUUAAGGAUCUGGGAUUGCCGACACAGACUCUCCGCUAUGACGAAUUGGUGAAGCUCUACCCAUACUUGGCAGGUCUGCUUAUUCCGGAUUACCGGGAUGCCGUUCCAAAGAUUUUGAUUGGUAACGACAAUGCGCAUUUGAGUGUUACUUUGAAGAGGCGUGAACGACAGGUGGAUGAACCCAUAGCUACCAAAACGAGAUUGGGAUGGGCGAUCCAUGGGCCAAUAUUGACGAUGGGGAACGAACGGUGUUUCAACAUGCACCUGUGCAAAUGUGUAAGAGAAGAGGACGAUUUACAUGAACUAGUAAAACAGUAUUUUUCGUUGGAAAAUAUGGGAGUUUCUAUACCACAAAGCAUCGAUACCGAAGAGAAUCAACGGGCAAAGCAGAUUUUGCAAUCAACCACUCAGCGUGUUGGCUUUCGAUUUGAAAUUGGAUUAUUGUGGAAAUUUGACGAGUUCGAGUUUCCCGACAGUUACUUCAUGGCCGUACGGCGGCUAGAAUGUCUCGAAAGGCGUAUCAAGGCGGAUGCCGAUAUAGGUGGUAGUGUACUCCGACAGAUAGAGGAAUAUAAAGGAAAAGGAUAUAUACAAAAGGCUACGGAAGAAGAGCUUGCCGCAUCCGAUCCGCGAAAAGUCUGGUAUUUACCAUUGGGUGUCACCACGAACCCCAAGAAGCCAGGAAAAAUACGUAUUUUCUGCGAUGCUGCUGCGAAAGUUGAUGGUGUGAGUUUGAACACGAUGCUGAUUAAGGGACCGGACCUGCUCGUACCGUUGAAGGGAGUACUCACUGGAUUUCGUGAAAAAAGAAUAGCUAUCUGUGCCGACGUGAAAGAAAUGUUUCACCAGAUGCUCGUGCGAAACGAGGAUCGAAAUGCCCAACGCAUAUUGCUGAGAGAUGACCCUAAUCAGAAUCCUCAAGUGUACUUCAUGAAUGUAGCCACGUUCGGGUCCGCGAGCUCGCCCUGUUCGGCGCAAUUCGUUAAGAAUUUGAAUGCUACUGAAUAUGCAGAUCGAUAUCCUGAAGCAGCCGACGCGAUCAUACGUAAGCACUACGUCGAUGAUUAUCUGGACAGCGUGGAUACUGAAGAGGAGGCCAUUCGUAGGGCGAGGGAAGUUACUUUCGUGCACUCUAGAGGUGGUUUUGUCAUUCGUGGAUGGAUGUCUAACUCGGAAAAGGUUUUGAGUAAGCUAGGCGAGACGAAGACAGCAGAAGUUAAAGAGUUCUUGACGGGAACUGGCCUAUGUUCGGAGCGCGUGCUUGGCGUGCUUUGGAUACCACAGGAAGACGCAUUUACGUACGCGUCCAAUUUUACCAAGAGAGAGCUGCUAAGAACGGUGAUGAGUCUAUAUGACCCUCUAGGAUUUCUUUCUCAGUUUACGAUUCACGGGAAGAUCCUUAUCCAGGAUGUUUGGCGAAGCAAGACAGACUGGGAUGAAAAAAUUUCGAUCGAGUUGAAACCACGGUGCGACCGGUGGGUUGAACUUUUUCCUUCGCUUGAGACGGUACGAGUUUCGCGCUGUUACUUUCCAGAACAGCCUUUAUCGGCAGUCGAGAAUAUACAACUACAUGUAUUCGUUGAUGCAAGCUUGGUUGCGUUUGCCUGCGUAGCCUAUCUGCGGCCCGAAGUAGCGGGACAACUGCAGUGUACAUUAAUAUGCGCGAAGGCGAAGGUAGCCCCACUCAAAUUGACGUCGGUACCGCGACUGGAACUUCAAGCAGCACUGCUAGGAGCGCGAGUAAUGGAGGACAUCUGUAACACUCAUACUCUACCAAUCGCGAAGAGGUAUAUGUGGACUGAUUCGAAAACCGUUAUGGGCUGGAUCAAUUCUGAUCAACGCAGAUAUACGCAAUACGUCGCUUUCCGUAUCGGGGAGAUCUUGGAGAAAACGAGUAGAGCUGAAUGGCAUUGGCUUCCGUCGGAUUUGAACGCUUCAGACGAUGCUACGAAGUGGAAGGGGCAACCCGAUUUGAAUCCAAACGGCCGUUGGUUUGGAGAACCUGAGCUCUUGCAUAUGGAUGAGGCGUACUGGCCGUCAUCUCAGGGUGUAAACUACGAUACGAUCGAGGAGCAGCGCCCUAACCUGGUAAUCGAGCACGAAGUGAAUCGUUCGGUGUUCGACUGGGAGAGGUUUUCGAAAUGGCAACGUCUCACCAGAGCUAUCGGAUAUGUCGGUCGAUUCCUUGGGAAUCUGAAAGCGAAGAUACGGCGGGUUCCUGCUACACACGGACCACUAUCGAGAGAAGAAUUGGAAAUGGCGGAAACGUGGAUAUUUCGUGCCAUCCAGAAAGAGGUUUACUUGAAGGAAGUGGUCUUACUUUCGAAGCUUGACAUUGUGAAAAAGGGUGUUAAAUUAGGCGGUGGCAGUAAACUCUACAGACUCUCUCCGUUCCUGGACGAAAAGGGAAUUAUGCGCAUGGAAAGCCGAAUAAGCUUGGCGGCGUUUGCGUCGUACGGUACUAGGAACCCUAUCAUACUUCCUCGGAAUCACCAUGUUACAACCCUCAUCGUCAUGUGGUAUCAUCAUAAAUUCCUGCAUGGGAGCAGAGAAACGGUCAUCAACGAAUUGAGGCAACGCUUCCAUGUCUCUUACCUGCGCACCGUAGUUCGCAGUGUAACCGGAAAGUGUGCUGAAUGUAAAAUCCGUAAUGCUGUCCCCAGGGUACCCCGGAUGAGCCCGCUGCCGAGAGCCAGACUUGGAGCCUUCUUCCGACCAUUUUCGUUCACGGGUCUGGACUAUUUUGGUCCCAUAACCAUUCGAGUGGGCCGAUGCAAUGUGAAACGUUGGGUAGCGUUAUUCACGUGCCUAUCUAUCCGCGCAGUGCACUUAGAAGUCGUGCAUUCAUUGUCAACGGAAUCCUGCAAGAUGGCGAUUCGCCGGUUCGUGGCCAGACGAGGCUCUCCUUCCGAGAUCUAUAGCGAUGAUGCGACGAACUUCGUGGGUGCAAGCAACGAACUCCGAGACGAAAUCAAAGUCAUGAACGCAUCCUUAGCCGAGACUUUCACGAAUGCUACUACGAAAUGGAUGUUUGUUCCACCGUCUACUCCGCACAUGGGCGGCGCCUGGGAAAGGAUGGUGCGCUCCGUCAAAUCGGCUUUCUACGCAAUGUCAACUACGAAGCUCCCUACGGAAGAGAUAUUCGGUACAGUACUGGUAGAGGCGGAAGGUAUCGUUAACUCUAGGCCUCUAACGUUUCUUCCGUUGGACAAGGCUAAUCAGGAAGCCCUAACUCCCAACCACUUCCUUCUUAGUAGUUCCAGCGGGGUGGCACAGCCGCCGAGGAGACUGGUUGAGUCGGAUAGCGUAUGUCGGAGUGAUUGGGAUCGAAGUCGCCGUUUGGUGGACCUGUUUUGGGGUCGCUGGAUACGCGAGUAUCUGCCCGUUAUUGCCAAAAGGACGAAAUGGUUCGGAGAGGUGAAGCCGGUUAAGAAAGGUGACUUAGUAAUCAUCGUUGACGACGGACGCCGCAACGGGUGGACACGUGGAAAGAUUCUGGAGGUCCAACGAGGACACGAUGGGCGCGUGCGUCAAGCGUGGGUGCAGACUUCGUCUGGCGUUCUUCGAAGACCGGUGGCGAAAUUGGCGGUGCUGGAGGUGAACUCUGGUAAAACUGAUCCUGAGGACCUGGACCAGUGUUACGGCCCGGGGAAUGAUAAUGAUAACGCGAAAUCUAUCAGAAAUACAAAUUGA
Messenger RNA from Malaya genurostris, 3990 nucleotides. RefSeq lists its product as uncharacterized. The record is from RefSeq and is a predicted model, not a curated record. NCBI's taxonomy places the organism in Eukaryota, Metazoa, Arthropoda, Insecta, Diptera, Culicidae. Gene Ontology annotation, biological process: DNA integration. Gene Ontology annotation, molecular function: nucleic acid binding. The coding region runs from base 1 to 3990 and encodes 1329 amino acids. The transcript has a single exon.